This is a messenger RNA of Colletotrichum fioriniae, 492 nucleotides long. The record is from RefSeq and is a predicted model, not a curated record. NCBI's taxonomy places the organism in Eukaryota, Fungi, Ascomycota, Sordariomycetes, Glomerellales, Glomerellaceae.
AUGGACGACCACGCCGUUGGUUCCAUGCUCCCCGCUGCCAGUGCUGCUGCGGCGCUGGCCCAGCUCCACGGCCACAAAGUCGAACCCGAAUGGGAGGAAAUGCGGCCUGCUGUGGGACCUGCCCGACCAAGGAAGCAGUCCGUCACCAAGAGAGGCCGAGAGGCUCACCACAAGAAGCAAAAGUCUCGCGGUUCGGCAGCAGACUGGCUUCGGCGGAUCCAAAACGACGAACGGCUUAGACCAGGUAACAAUGACCGUAAGGCGUUAUCAGCUGAACCUUCUGCAGACUAUGGGAAGAGAUGGGAAGAUCUCAUCGAUGCCGCCGAUCAAGCUGCAUCCGCUGCCGGCGACAUCGAUGAGGACAGGACUCCAGGCUUCAUUGCCGCCAUUCCAGUACCAUGGAUUCCCAUCAGCGACAGCCGGGGGAAACUAUCAAGCCUCGCCACUACAGCAGGCCUUGACCCCGCCAUCCUACAGCCAGGACACAAUUGA